This is a messenger RNA of Cladophialophora immunda, 1416 nucleotides long. RefSeq lists its product as uncharacterized. Lineage: Eukaryota; Fungi; Ascomycota; Eurotiomycetes; Chaetothyriales; Herpotrichiellaceae. The transcript has a single exon. The record is from RefSeq and is a predicted model, not a curated record. The coding region runs from base 565 to 1056 and encodes 163 amino acids.
AGCCUGGUCACCUUUGAUUGCCCUCGGAUCCAGCUCCAAUCGGUGGGCUGAUGAAGCAAACACCUCAUCUGGGGACCAGAGUCAGGCCCAUGGCGCCCCAAUCAAUAUAUUGCCCCGUAGGUUCCCCAUGCGGCCAUGUGAAAGAGUGACAGGUGAAACUCAGCUGGAAGACGCACCCCCAGAGCCCGCCUCUCUGCGCCAACUCCUACGACUUCUCGUCCUCUGUACACGUACUUGACGGAGCAUCUUGACAUCACCAGCCAACGCUCCUGCCCUGCCUCGAGAAGUCUCUUUGGCAGAUGACAGCUGGCACCUGAGCCUGCCUUGAUCACCGCACUCCCUUUCUCCCAAACACCGCAAUAUUCCCCCUCGUUACCCGAGACAUCCUCACCGACUUGACACUUUCGGGUCAACAUGGGCUUUUGAAACGCUCACCUCCGCCCUUAGGCACUUUACAGUUAUUUUCCUUCAGGAGCAUUGGCUUCACCGACCACAUCUCUACCUCCCGGCACCUCUUCAGGUUUGCAUCGGCACCUCUAUCACUCCAGACUGGAAUACGCAACCAUGACCACCACAGCCGAAGCCACGGAGCUCACUGAGCAGCAACCUCCCGCUUCACUCCAACGACCCAAGUCGGAAUUCGAUCCCUGCUGCAAUGCCAAAGUUACCUCCCCUUUCUACCUCUACAACCAUGACUCCCCCCGACCGUCCUUUGACGUGAAAAAGCCCGGCAACCCCGUCGAAGUUGCUGUCCAAGACCUCGAGGCCGGCACGUUCAACCUUUCACCGUCAAUUACUCAAGAGAAGAAAGAUGCACAGAGUUCGGCAGUUCGGGAGAGGUUCAAGUUUUGGAAGAGAGAGAAGCAGUGCAUGACAAAACCGAAGCAGAGAGGAUGCGUUUGGUUCACUCGGUUGCCCGCACGCCAACGCCUGCUGAUCAAGAUUCUCAUUGGGUUGCUCAUCAUUGGAGCUGCUGUGGGAAUUGCCGUCGGUGUCAGUGUUAAGGUCCAUGGAACGGUGUACAAGGGCAACAACUCGACUUCGCAGAUCGGUUGAUCGUGUUGGCCAGUACUCGUGGCACCGCGGCAAGAUUUCAAGAUGAAAAAGGGACGAGAACCAUCCAUUCUUACCAAGACCAGUCAAUCGCUGUGUUCAAUUGUAUACGAUAUUGGGAGUAUAGAUUAUGGGGCAUGGGACCACAAAAGGCGAGACCAAAACCAACAGGCAACUCGUUAUUUCGACAGUGUGACAGAUGAUAAUGACGGCGUACAUAGGUAGGGGUCACGGAAGGAUUCAGCGAGCGGGACUGGUUGGUAGCUAAUGCCCAUGAAGCGUUUUUCGUUCGAUCGACAUGGAUAUUGACAACGUGAGCCCGUGGUAUUUUUCCCAUCGAUGUCCCCAUCCAACACAUUUCCC